Musa acuminata AAA Group (dessert banana) is the source of this 501-nucleotide messenger RNA. RefSeq lists its product as uncharacterized. NCBI's taxonomy places the organism in Eukaryota, Viridiplantae, Streptophyta, Magnoliopsida, Zingiberales, Musaceae. The coding region runs from base 1 to 501 and encodes 166 amino acids. The transcript has 2 exons. The record is from RefSeq and is a predicted model, not a curated record.
AUGGCAAUGUCAGACGCCAUCAGAGCGUCUGGCGUUGCCUCAACUCCGUCGCCGUCGCGCUCCUCGCCGGCGACGACUCCGCGGGUCCCGCCUUCGUCCAUCUUCGUCCUCCACCCGCUCUACCUGGCCGCCAUCGUCAAUGCCAGGGUCGUCUGGCACCUGUCCAGCGUCUUCUCGGUGCUCGAGGACGCCCGCGGGCUUGAGGCGACGCGGCUGAUCCAAGGAAUGCUAUGUACGGCGUCGGCCAUCUUCGUCGCUCUCGACCUCUGUUUCGUGGCGAUGGAGCAGGCCUUCCGGCAGAUGAUGGUGGGGGAGAGCGGCCAUGACCUGUGGCACGACCGGGGGCUGCUGCAGCCGCCGCUGUGCCUGGUGCUCAUCUCCGAGCUGGCGGUACAGACGGUGGCGUACUUCGUGUGCGAGUCAUCCCACCACGACGGCAUCGAAAAGUCGAGCCUUGCCGUUGAAGUCGCAGGACGUGAGGAGGAGCAGCUCCAUAUCUGA